AUGGCUUAAAGAAUUGCUAUAUUGACUGGUGCUAACAGAGGUUUAGGAAGAACAACUGCUGAAAUUCUUGUCUAAAAGUAUGCUAACAAUUUCUAAUAUAUUUUCACUGAAAGAUCUAAGAAUCAUGAUGAAUUGACACAAGCCCUUAAAAGUAUCAAUCCUAAUGCAUAAUUUGAAGUCAGAGAUUUAGAUAUCAGCUCAAAAGAAAGCAGAGCAUAAUUCAAAUAAUGGUUCUCUCAGAAAUAUCACAAAAUAGAUGUUUUAUUUAAUAAUGCAGGUGUAUUUGACUAAGAUAAAGAUACAGGUGCUAGACCGAGCAAGGAAACUGCAGAAUACACUCUUAACAUUAAUUUCAUUAACACUGUUGAAUUCACAGAAGAACUAUAUCCUUUGAUGACUGAUGAUGGAAAGAUUGUUGUAAUAAGUAGUUUUUUGGGUAAAUUAGAGCACUAACCAGAAGCUGCAAAGUAAAUUUUAGUAAAUGAAAAUCUCACAAAAGAAAAGCUAUUUGAAUUAGCUCACAAUUACAUCAACAACGCUGGUACUCCUGACAAAGACUUAAUUUUUAACAAUUAUGUUUACUUCACCUCAAAAGCAUUACUGAAUGCUUACACUAGAUAUGUAGCUACUAAGUACAUCAAACCAAAUUAAUCUUUCUUCGCUGUCCAUCCUGGUUGGGUACAAACUGAUAUGGGAGGAAAGAAAGCUCCUUUAACAAAAGAUUAUGCUUGCCCUUUUUUGGCAAAUAUAAUAGCUGAGUUCCCUUUCGGAAAACAUCCAUUAAGUGGAUUAUUAUAAUUUGAAAAUAAAUAAUUAGAGUAUUGA
Messenger RNA from Tetrahymena thermophila SB210, 825 nucleotides. RefSeq names its product oxidoreductase, short chain dehydrogenase/reductase family protein. Lineage: Eukaryota; Ciliophora; Oligohymenophorea; Hymenostomatida; Tetrahymenidae. The transcript is spliced from 3 exons. Gene Ontology annotation, molecular function: oxidoreductase activity. The record is from RefSeq and is a predicted model, not a curated record.